Molecule: messenger RNA, 336 nt
Organism: Fraxinus pennsylvanica
Lineage: Eukaryota; Viridiplantae; Streptophyta; Magnoliopsida; Lamiales; Oleaceae
Source: the annotation of a GenBank genome assembly
AUGUUACUCUCAGCCAUUUUCGGUACAACGACGGUGGCGCCACCGCGAUACUCCGACGGAAUCAGCGUUGGUGCUACCAAGAUGGUGGCUCCAGCUAGAUUGGUGUCGGGUUGUGGAAUGGUGAUAGAGUGCUCGUCGAGACCACAGAAGAAGGCUACGAAACAUCACAUGAAGACUCGUCCUCGUAAGUCUCAGGGUUGGGACAUCCGCCGUGGCCCAACCGUCUACCCUCCUCUUCCAACGUUGCCUCCGGACUGGACUCUUGUAACUGACGGCGCCACCGCCGCGACGUCUUCUUCUUCAGGAAGUGCUCCACCGCCUGCCGAAUCUGAGUAA